AUGCAAACCAUAUUCGAGAAGUCAGACAUUUCAAAAUCAGGGGAGUUUUGAACCCCAACAACAGAAGCCAAGGAAAAAUUAACGAAAAGCUUGGUUUAUCAAGGAGUCCUAUGGGAAUUAAUUCAGCCAGGACUUAUUAAGAAAAGAAAUAUUUUGGUUUCUGGCAAAGCUCUUUUUGUACUCAAAAAGGACCUGAGCGUAGCCAAAAAAAUGGUAAAUCUUGAAUGGAAAAUAGUGGAACCUUUUGUUGAAACUUGCAAUGAAAGAUCUCGAUAUGGGCUCCGAAUUCUAUAUAAAAGCCAUGGAUUUGACUUUUAUGCAGAAAGCAGCGAAGAUCUUGACCAUUGGGUCGAAAAUUUAUCAAAAAUCGCCAUCAUGACUAACGUCGAAGAUGAUUAUGAAUUCGCCAAAGUCAUAGGCCGAGGCGGUUUCGCGAAGAUUUACCUCGCUAAAAAUAUCGAGACUCAGCAAGAUUUCGCCAUAAAAUCCAUCGAAAAAUCACAAGUGGUGAAUUUCCCGAGUAAUUUCGCACAACUUGUGAGCGAAAUCAAAAUCAUGCGAUCACUUGACCACCCAAAUGUUGUAAAACUGCACAAAGUCUAUGAAAGCGAAACUCAUAUACAUUUAGUGCUUGACUAUUUGGCUGGCGGUGAUCUUAUGAAAAGGCUCAAAUUGAAAUCCUUUUACCCUGAGGAGUUAGCUGCAAAACUUGUGUAUAAACUUUUACAAGUUUUGAGCUACUUGCACUCAAUGGGUAUCACACACAGAGAUAUAAAGUUGGAAAACAUAGUUUUGCUGUCUAAGUCAAAUGAUAUUGAGUUCAAACUUAUUGACUUUGGGCUUUCAUGUGAAAAUACUGAAAGUAUGAAACUCAGGUGCGGCUCUCCUGGGUAUGUAGCUCCAGAGAUUUUGAUGAAGCAGCCAUAUACUUCAAAGGUUGACAUUUAUUCAGCUGGAAUACUACUAUAUACUUUACUGUCAGGAGUUUUUCCUUAUUGUGAAAUAGGAUGGAAUCAAAAAUCGAUAGCUAAAAGCAAGGAUUUCAGGCUAUUUUUCGAAGAUGAGCAAUGAAGCCAUGUAUCAAGGGCAGCAAUCCUUAGUUUUAAGCUUAAUUAAGAGGUGGGAAUAGAUUUAUUAGGUAUGUAAUUAGCAAGGGCCCUCAAGUGGGUUCAUCUGCUGUUGGUGGCUUGAUUGGUUGAAAUGAUUGCUCCUUGAACUUCUGGUACAUGUAAGACUGAAGUUUUCGCGCGCUGAGGACUCCUGCCUUAAUGGAUCCAGUUUGAGAGGGCAGACUAUGGCCUUGCAUUUGGUGAAUGGGUAUUAGGGAGGAGAACCCUGGAGUCUAGCAGGUUUAAAGUGCCCUCUCUUAGCAGCUGCAAUGAAAAGACUCGUUUCUAUGGCCUGAGCCGAUAACUCCUGGCUUCUUAGGGAGGAAGACCUUGGACCCUAAAACAAUGACAGACUAUCUCGAUUUCCAAAAUCAGGAGCUAAGCCAAAACUUACUCAGAAAUAUAUAAACUCUAGCCAACCUUGAAUAUCGAAUGGUUUAUAGCCCAUUAAGCUUUGGCCAUGAAGUUGAAAAACCUGCGUCAAGAGGUCAGAUGCACAUAGGCCCCCACUUUAUGUGCAUCAAAGGCAGCAAUCCAAAUGGUGAUUUGAAUGACAGAUCCUAAUCCCUCAUGCAGGAUCAGCAUAGAAGAUGCCCUGACCUCAAAAUGAAUUUCAUCAUUCAUUACAGGCAUAAAAAUAAAUGACAUACAUAGGAACAGCAAACUACGAAUAGGCAAAACAAGGGGCGAGAUCUCCAGAGUAAAAACAUGCCACACAGAAAGAGAUCUUGCAUUAAUCAAUGAAAGAUCAAAAGAAAGUCCAGCCACUGACAAAUCACCAAACAGCCGAGAAGAACACAAUAGAAACAAGCAGAUAGAGCUAAAAGAAGCACAAACUCCAAAAUAUAAUGCGAGCAUAAGGAGGAAGUCUUUGCAUAUACUAAAAGACUUGAGAAAAUUUGAAAAUAAUUAA
Messenger RNA from Blepharisma stoltei, 2022 nucleotides. The record is from the annotation of a GenBank genome assembly. NCBI's taxonomy places the organism in Eukaryota, Ciliophora, Heterotrichea, Heterotrichida, Blepharismidae.